Messenger RNA from Metarhizium acridum CQMa 102, 369 nucleotides. The record is from RefSeq and is a predicted model, not a curated record. Lineage: Eukaryota; Fungi; Ascomycota; Sordariomycetes; Hypocreales; Clavicipitaceae.
AUGGCAGGCGUGCGAUUCCUCCUGGGUAUUCCAUUCCGCUCGGCACUUUACAUCGUCACGACACCCCUUGCCGGCGCGUUUGGCGGGCUUCUUGCCUCGGCGAUCCUGAAGCUGGACAGCUUUGGCAACUUGCACAGGUGGCGCAUGAUAUUUGCUAUUGAGGGCAUCAUCACCAUUGGUCUGGGCCGCGUUGCGCUUUUCACCGUCACGGACCGACCGGAGACGGCACGCUGGCUUACACCGGACGAGACAGAGAUGGCUACGGCUCGUGUCAAGUCGGAACGAGUUGGCCAGACGGUCGUGUUGGAUAGAAUUGAAACGAAGAAGCUCGUUCGCGGAAUCUUCAGCCCCGUUACCCUCAGCACAUGA